AUGGUUGCUUUUUCGAAGACGAAUUUCGAAGAUGCGAAACGCGCAAACGCUACGAAACGCUUAGAGGCAGAAUUUAGCUCACUUGAUUGGAAACGGAAGCAGAUGGAUCUGUAUGAGUUCUACCAGACAAAUGAUUUAUGCAGUCUUGAUAGCGAUUACCUACAGGCGUUCUACACGGUGUUGAAGGAGCAAAUGAUGCCACUGGUGGAGGAACUGACUGGGACGAAACUUACUCACGUUUCGGCAUCCUGCUCUAUGUACAACGCAGGAGACUAUUUACUCGUACACGACGAUUUGCUCUCGGAUCGAAGAAUAGCAUACGUGUUCUACAUUAGUCCAUGGAAUUGUCACAGGCAAUGGUCCGAAACGGAUGGAGGAGCCUUGGAGCUGUUCAAAGCGGAUGCAAACCAACUUCCCGUUUUUCCGGUGACGAACAAGAUUUUCCCACAAAACAACCAGCUGGUACUGUUUCGAGUGUGCGAAAAGUCUUUCCAUCAAGUCGGAGAAGUAACGACUUUUGAAUACCCUCGGUUAACUAUCAACGGUUGGUUCCACGGACCGGCAAUCGAGGAAAGUGCAAAAGCUAAAAGCGCUUCUCAACAACCGUCUGUCAUCAUCGAUAUGCACUAUAUUAGUCCGCGUAAAAUCGACAUUGAUCUGUCGAAGUGGAUAAACAGCGUCUACCUUGUCGACGAGGUAAAACAAAACGUACAGAAAAAGGUAGAAAUGUUCUCCGACGUUUCGUUGGAGCAAUUUUUGCUCGCGCCACGAUUCACCAGCUUGCUGGGAAAUUUGUGCGAUGAUUCUAAGUUAGAGUGGACGAUUAAGGGACCAGCGCAUCUGAGGAAGUAUGAAGUGUUGAGUUUUAAAUCACUUCCAAAAGCUAGUCCGCUAGCCGAAUUGUACGAUUUGUUCACGAGCAGGACAAUGUUCCGUCUGCUGUACGACUAUACCGAGCUGGAUCUGUACGGCAAGAAGGCGAAAGCUCCCAAAUGUGCCAUCGAGCUGCAGCGAUGGGAACGUGGCUGCUAUACGGUGCUUGGAGACUCGUCCACUUACGCCGACUGCACGCUAGAUCUCACGUUCUACCUUAAUGCACAGGAAAACGUUGGAGUUAUAACGUAUUUAGUGCCCGAGGAAGAACAGCAGCAACAAGCGUCUGGCCGGCAAAAUGACGAACAGCCGACGUCGUCUUCUUACGCGGAAUGCUACGAAGAGGAUCCGGUGCUAUUGACUAUACUUCCGAAGGAUAACGUAUUGAACAUGGUGUACCGUGCUGAAGGAACAACAAAGUUUACCAAAUAUGUCUCGCAUAAUACACAUCUCGAAAGGGCAAACAAUAGUGGUCACGCAUAUACCUACAUACUGUCAUGUAGCUACAAAGAGUAA
Anopheles nili is the source of this 1389-nucleotide messenger RNA. It is a transcript of the gene sud1, whose product is annotated as prolyl 3-hydroxylase sudestada1. NCBI's taxonomy places the organism in Eukaryota, Metazoa, Arthropoda, Insecta, Diptera, Culicidae. Gene Ontology annotation, biological process: regulation of translational termination; peptidyl-proline hydroxylation. The transcript is spliced from 2 exons. The record is from RefSeq and is a predicted model, not a curated record. Gene Ontology annotation, molecular function: L-ascorbic acid binding; iron ion binding; peptidyl-proline dioxygenase activity. Gene Ontology annotation, cellular component: cytoplasm. Bases 1 to 1389 code for a protein of 462 amino acids.